Molecule: messenger RNA, 1009 nt
Organism: Owenia fusiformis
Lineage: Eukaryota; Metazoa; Annelida; Polychaeta; Sabellida; Oweniidae
Source: the annotation of a GenBank genome assembly
CUAAGAUACUAUUGCAAUAAAACAUAAACAAACUAUCAUUUCCUUGUUAGCUUUUGAUCUACAAAGACAUUAAAGCGUUAUAGGAUGACGAAAAUGAUGAAUUUGUUUCUAUUGCUGAACAUUUGCGUUGUGUUGAUAGCCAACAGGAGUGACACCUAUCUCAAAUCUGACGACAGGAGAUUAGGAUCAGCUUUUGUAGCAGUUUAUGAUCGCAUUAACUGUGUGGACACGAUACAAUACAAUGACAGUGCAUUCGAAAGUAUGGCAAGUGCAUUUGGAAUGAUUGCAUCUACAACAUAUAUCCGAGAGGUUGCUAUGGAAAUAUUUAAUGACACAACAGAAGCCAUGGUUAUACUUGGAGAAGAUGUGCGUGAAUAGGCCAGACACACUGCACAUGAUUUCAGUAGAGGCACAAAAGAUCUGAUGAGUUUACUUGUUGAAUGGUACAAUGAGACAAUUGAUAACAUCAAAAUAACCAGAGUUUAUAUGAAUGAUACACAAUGGAUAGGGCAACUGACAGAAGAAGUGCAACAGUCCAAAUUUGGUACCUGGGUUAUGAAAAACGAUCCAUUCAAAAGCAGAGAUCUGUAUGAGAGAUGGUCGAUUCACAUCAUUGGCAUCCUAUGUAUUAUUGCAUUCUCCGUCAAAGUAUUCCUUGUGGAAACAGAGAGGCUUAGAUACACCCCUCCAAAGCCAGAUGACUACCAAGCCUACUGUAGACACCUCGAGACCCUCUUAUCUGAAGAUGACACUAACUCCACAAUCUCCAAACCACCCCGCACCAUCAUGCCCAAAUAUGGAUGGAAUAAACAUCAGAGACGUGGAAUGAUUAAUGUUACAAACAAACAGAUCAAGAAGAUUGUAAUUCAACGUCAACAGGAAAAACUGAUAAUUAGGAAGAAAGCAAAGAUCCAAUUUCUCACCAGGAUUUUGUGUUGUAUAAUAUAUGGACUCUGAAUUGUACUAAUAUUAUAUUAUAUUCUUACUGUAUGCAUGUUAAUCAAAGCUC